AUGGAGGUGCCACCGUCUGUGGAGAUCACCGACGGGCAGCGCCUUGAGACUGAGCAGCUGCAGGACGAGAGCAGUAUGGAUGGAGUACAGCAGACAGGGGAGCAGCAGAUUGGGGAGCAGCAGACAGGGGAGGAGCGGAUUGAGGAGCAGCAGAUGGUGGACCAGCAGCUAGGGGAGCAGCAGACAGGGGAGCCGCAGACAGGGGAGCAGGAGAUGUGGGGAAUUAGAGAUGGUGGUCGUGUGUUGGUUUCUGGGACGACCACUGCACCUGUGCGUCGCUCCACUCGCAUCACUCGUGGUGUCCCGCCUGUCGAGGCAUCCGGAGGACGCCGGCAUCAUGGUGACCCCUCUGCUAGCAGCAGCGGCGGAGGGGGGGCAGCCCGCACGACGGGCGUGGGGAGCGACGGCGCGGAGUUGAUUGCGGAGUGGCAGCGGCGAUCAGCGGAAGCGGGCGCGCACUUCUUCCCCCUGCAGCGCGCGGAAGACGCCCCCAGCAGGGAUGAGAUACACCGGCGGAUCCUCGCGCCCUCUGUGAGUGCCUCCAAAAAUUUGGAGGGACGUAUACUAUGUCUCAACAUAUGUAGCGUCAUUGUAAAUGGCCACUCGCUGUUUCCCUUCGACCUCCCCCCUCUGUGUCCUUGCACCCCUUUUUGCUCUUCCUCCCGUCAACCCCUCUCCUCCACCCUCCGUCGCAUGCCUCCCCCCACCAGCGUGUAUCCGUACUACGUGAACCUCAAGCUGGGGUCGAGGAAGCAGGAGUUCAGCAUGGCGCUCAACCUGUUCCUGCCGCACACCUUCGUGCCCUGCGACUGUCUGCAAUGCGGCUCCAUGCGCAAGGGGACCACCUACAGCAAGCCCUUCAACACGCUCUCCUCAACAACCCUCAAGUACAUCUCCUGCACCGACCAGAGCUGCCAGGGGGGAGUUGAGUUCGGUUUCUACGGCUGCAACGCUGAAGAGUUCCCCAACUACCUCAACAUCACGGGCCUGCUGCCUGGGGACGACGCUCUCUGCGUGUACGAUGCGCAGUCAGGAAGCUACGAUUACUAUGAAGGGGACUAUAAAGCUAACAACGGAACAGGGCCAUACCUUGAGUCAGUGGGGCAUGUGAUGCAGGACACGGUCUACCUCACUGCACCUGACGGUACCGAAGUCAACCGAUCCAUCACUCUUGGCUGUGGAGUGAACCAGCAAGGCUACUGGGGCAUGCAGGGGUGGCAGUACGGCUCGUGGGCAGCAGGAGGCGUGCUGGGGCUGGGGUGGUCCAGCACCUUCCUCUGGCAGCUCACCGGCGCGAAUAGCACACGCACCUUGGCGGUGUGUCUGGAGGCCACACCCACGAACGAGACGGGGUGGGAUGGCGAGCUGCCGCUGCAGACAGGCAGCAGCCAUCUCACCAUUGGAGCCACCGGCCUCCCUGCCGGCGCCAGCUACGCUACCAUCUAUGCCACCUUCUAUUCUCCCUCCUGCUCCACGCCCUCCCUUGCUCUCUUUCUCUCCCUGCCGGCACCAGCUAUGCCGCCUUCUAAUCUCCCUCCUCCUGCUCCACGCCCUCCCUUUCUCUCUUUCUCUCCCUGCCGGCACCAGCUAUGCCACCUUCUGAUCUCCCUCCUCCUGCUCCAUGCCCCCCCUCGCUCUCUUUCUCUCCCUGCCAGCGCCAGCUACUUGCGCAUGGAUUUUUGGACCGGACUGCAGUACAGCCACAUCACUCUCACCACGCCCAAGCGCGCACUCAACAUCACAGACGACCCGGCCUACGUAAACCCCACCGUCACAACCUACGUGCCGGCGAAUUUUCCUGAGAACGCCACUCCGGGGUUCCUCUUUAUGCCCGAGUCCUUCGUGCAUCUCCUGCGCUACCCUCUCUUCAUGAGCCUUCUCGACGGGCUCCAAGCCAUGACAGGCAACAUCUUUUCCGCUGCUGCAACAAGUACUUAUUAUCAGCUUCCAUGCUUCAAGAACAAGAACAAGUCUGUCGACCCGUUCACCACCUUCCCCACCAUCGACAUUGCUUUCCUCAAUCUUAGCGACACCAGCGCCACCUCCCACUUCUAUCUCAAGCCUCACGAGUACCUCGCCCAGUCAGUCACCGGCCCUUGUAAAGAGCCGGGGCUGUUCAACAAGUACCUCUCCCUCGACUAUGACAACGGAAUUGCAGGAUGGAUGGACGCCCCUCACUGUAGAGCUGAGCCUCUGCUGCCGCCACCCUCCCCGCCUCCACCACCCUCGCCUGUUUCCAGUGGGGCCACCCACUCCCUCUCUCCGCUCCCAGCAGCACUCUCAGCUGCCAUUGUCCUUGCCACCUUCGUUGCUCUGCUUGCUCUCAGCCUCCUGUAG
Molecule: messenger RNA, 2337 nt
Organism: Closterium sp. NIES-65
Lineage: Eukaryota; Viridiplantae; Streptophyta; Zygnematophyceae; Desmidiales; Closteriaceae
Source: the annotation of a GenBank genome assembly